This is a messenger RNA of Penicillium pulvis, 1719 nucleotides long. RefSeq names its product splicing factor u2af large subunit. The transcript is spliced from 4 exons. The record is from RefSeq and is a predicted model, not a curated record. NCBI's taxonomy places the organism in Eukaryota, Fungi, Ascomycota, Eurotiomycetes, Eurotiales, Aspergillaceae. Gene Ontology annotation, cellular component: U2-type prespliceosome; U2AF complex; nucleus. The coding region runs from base 1 to 1719 and encodes 572 amino acids. Gene Ontology annotation, molecular function: poly-pyrimidine tract binding; pre-mRNA 3'-splice site binding. Gene Ontology annotation, biological process: mRNA processing.
AUGAACGGCGACACUUAUUCUUCCAGAGACUCUGGUCGCCCUCGCGACUACUACCGCGACGAGCGACGUGAUCGAGACCGAGGAGAUCGGGGUGAUCGGGCAGAGAGACCUGAGCGACCUGAGAGACCCGAGAGAGGAGAGCGACGACGAUCGCGAUCGCCUCACUACGGCCCCCGAGGCGCGCGUCGUGAACCUGAAGCCAACUCGUAUUCCUCCAGCCGCGACUACCGUGCCCGUGAGCGUGAAGACCGCUAUUCGAGCAGCCGAAGAGACGACCGGGAAUGGGACCGUGGGGACCGAGGAGAUCGUGGAGGAGACCGUGGAGAUCGCCGCCGCCGACCUGACCGACCUGACCGACCCGACUUUGAAGAGAGGGCUCCGAGACGAGACCUCUUUGAGGAUCGCCCCCGCCGUGGCGGUGCUGGAGGUGGUGACCGGGACCGUGGAGACCGCGGAGACCGUGGUGGUGAUAGAAGAGAGCGCAAGAGAUCCGCAACACCCCCACAGAGGAAGGAGCCUACACCAGACUUGACCGAUGUCCCGUCAAUCUUGGAACGCAAGCGUCGUCUUACCCAAUGGGAUAUCAAGCCUCCAGGUUAUGAGAAUGUCACUGCAGAGCAAGCCAAGCUCUCUGGUAUGUUCCCUCUGCCCGGAGCUCCCCGCCAACAACCAAUGGACCCCAGCCGUCUGCAGGCUUUCAUGGACCAGCCUGCCGGUGCCACCGAAAAUACCGCCCUCAAGCCAUCCAACUCCCGCCAAUCCAAGCGUCUCUUUGUCUACAAUAUCCCUCCUGGUACCACCGGAGAUGCCAUAAUCUCGUUCUUCAACCUGCAGUUGAACGGCUUGAACGUGGUUCAGAGCGUCGACCCAUGUGUCUCCGCACAGGUGUCUGAAGAUCAGAAAUUCGCCCUCUUGGAAUUCAAAAGUCCUACUGACGCAACUGUUGCUCUGGCAUUUGAUGGCAUUACUAUGGCUGAGAGCGGUGACAAGGGUUUGGAGGUCCGGCGACCCAAGGAUUACAUUGUGCCCAAUGGAAGUGCAGACCAGGAAUACCAGGAGGGCGUGCUUCUCAGUGAGGUACCAGACUCACCAAACAAGAUUUGCGUGUCCAACAUCCCAUCCUAUAUUCCCGAAGAGCCUGUCACAAUGUUGCUGAAGUCGUUUGGUGAGCUUAAGUCAUUCAUCUUGGUUAAAGAUUCUUCGACUGAGGAAUCACGGGGCAUUGCCUUCUGUGAGUAUGCCGAUCCAGCCGCAACUCCCAUCGCUGUGGAAGGUCUCAACGGCAUGGAGCUAGGUGACCGUCACCUUAAGGUUGUUCGUGCCAGUAUCGGUACUACUCAGGCAGCUGGUCUGGAUAUGGGUGUCAAUGCCAUGUCGAUGUUCGCAAAGACUACUUCCCAAGAUAUGGAGACUGGUCGUGUGCUGCAACUUCUGAAUAUGGUUACUGUUGAUGAACUACUUGACAAUGACGACUACGAAGAAAUCUUGGAGGAUGUCACUGAGGAGUGUGGAAAAUACGGAAAGGUUUUGAGCCUCAAGAUUCCCCGCCCCAGCGGUGGCAGCCGCAGCACAUCAGGUGUCGGUAAGAUCUUCGUUAAGUUUGACACCGAGCAAUCGGCGACCAAUGCCUUGAAGGCCUUGGCUGGCCGUAAGUUCUCGGACCGAACUGUCGUUGUGUCUUACUUUGGAGAGGAGAAUUUCGAUGUUGAUGCUUGGUGA